GCACUCCUCUUGUGCUAAAGCUGAGCCGCCUAGCUUCCUACAAAGAGCCGAAGUCACUGCUGCAAGAUGAAAUCUCCUUCUAGACUUUGAGGAGGAAGAGAAAGAUGGCUUGUAGUCAGCAGUGCUCUCUUAUGAAAUAACACUGCCACCUUGUGGGUCUGCUGGGGAUUCAGAGAGGAGGGAAAAAAAAACAGUCUCACAACACUGUCUUGUUGGAUGAGCAGGCACCUCUGGAAGAAUCAGCUGAGUGAGAUGGUGCAGCCCAGUGGUGGCCCAGCAGAGGACCAGGACAUGCUGGGUGAAGAAUCUUCUCUAGGGAAGCCUGCAAUGCUACAUCUCCCUUCAGAGCAGGGUAUUCCUGAGACUGUCCAGCGCUGUCUGGAAGAGAAUCAAGAGCUAAGAGAUGCUAUCCGGCAGAGCAAUCAGAUGCUGAGGGAACGCUGUGAGGAGCUGCUGCAUUUCCAGGUCAGCCAGCGGGAGGAGAAGGAGUUCCUUAUGUGCAAAUUCCAGGAAGCCAGGAAGCUGGUGGAGAGACUGAGCUUGGAGAAGCUUGAUCUGCGGAGGCAGAGGGAACAGGCCUUAAAGGAUUUGGAGCACCUGAAGAAAUGCCAACAGCAGAUGGCUGAGGAUAAGGCCUCUGUGAAAGCUCAGGUGACAUCAUUGCUGGGGGAACUCCAGGAGAGCCAGAGUCGUUUGGAGGCUGCCACCAAGGAACGGCAAACUUUAGAGGGAAGGAUACGAGCAGUUAAUGAGCAGGUCAGACAGCUGGAGAGUGAACGAGAGGUGCUGCAGCAGCAGCAUAGUGUCCAGGUGGACCAGCUGCGUAUGCAGAACCAGAGUGUGGAGGCUGCCUUGCGAAUGGAGCGACAGGCUGCUUCAGAGGAGAAGCGGAAGCUGGCUCAGUUGCAGGCAGCCUAUCACCAGCUCUUCCAAGACUACGACACCCACAUUAAGAGCAGCAAGGGCAUGCAGCUGGAAGAUCUGAGGCAACAGCUCCAGCAAGCUGAGGAGGCCCUGGUAGCCAAACAGGAAUUGAUUGAUAAGCUGAAAGAGGAGGCUGAGCAGCACAAGAUUGUGAUGGAGACUGUGCCAGUCUUGAAGGCCCAGGCGGAUAUCUACAAGGCUGACUUCCAAGCUGAGAGGCAUGCCCGGGAGAAGCUGGUGGAGAGGAAAGAGCUUUUGCAGGAGCAGUUGGAGCAGCUGCAGCGCGAGUUCAACAAGCUGAAAGUUGGCUGCCAUGAAUCAGCCAGGAUUGAGGAUAUGAGGAAGCGGCAUGUAGAGACUUCCCAGCCCCCUUUACUCCCUGCUCCAGCUCACCACUCCUUCCAUUUGGCCUUAUCCAACCAGCGGAGGAGCCCUCCUGAGGAACCACCUGACUUCUGUUGUCCCAAGUGCCAGUAUCAGGCUCCUGAUAUGGACACACUACAGAUUCAUGUCAUGGAGUGCAUAGAGUAGGAACAGCAGAUGCAAGGCCACCUUUAAUACUGUGUCCCAAUCUGUGCAACCCAUGCUUUCCUGUUUCACCUGCAUAGUCCACAGUUAAGGGCUUGAUGUCAAAGAGUGGGCCCCAGGACCUAGCAGGACCCUUGCUUUAACCCUUUGGUCCCCCAUUAGGGUAGACAGCCCCAUUCAGGGCUAUUUUUUUCUCUUUUAUUCUGUGUGCCUGAUCCACUUUGCUUUUGGUAGCUGCUUCUUCUUCUUUCUUCUCUCAUUUUCCUAGGGAGUCUAGAAUGGAGGCUAGGGGCUCUCAGGGAGCAUCCCUUCUCCAAGCAGGGCUGGGUGCAGGUUUUCCUCUCUCUAGCUGGUACUUUUCUUGCUGAUGAGCUGCAGACUCUCCUCCCAGGACAGGUGGCACUUGGGUCUAUAACAUGUGUUACCUCUGGUAGACAUGUGGAAAGUAGUCUUUCCUUUUGUUACUAUAAGUAAUGGUGCAAUGAAAGUACUUGUGCACUGAUCUGUGUGUACCUUUAGGACAGAUGCUUAGAUGUGUCAUUGGAUCCUUGCCAUGGAGGAGUGGGCAGACCUUUGGAUUUCUGCUAUUGGCUAGACAUACUGUUCUUUGUUUUUUUGAGACAGGGUUUCUCUGUGUAGCCCUGGCUGUCCUGGAACUCACUCUGUAGACCAGGCUAGCCUCAAACUCAGAAAUCCGUCUGCCUCUGCCUCCCAAGUGCUGGGAUUAAAGGCAUGCGCCACCACUGCCUGGCGCUGUUCUUUACUAAAGAGUUUAAGUGUCUUUUUCUGGGGUAUGUAGGCCCUUUUUAAUUCCUCUGAUGUAAUUUGGAUUUUCAUAAUUCCUACCCAUUUUUCUGUUGGGUCAUUGCAAUUGUUCUUGGGCUUUGGAAAGUUCUUUGAUUAUCAGUCAGAUUAGUUUUUUUUUAAAAUUUUUUUUUGGUUUUUUGAGACAGGGUUUCUCUGUGUAGCCCUGGCUGUCCUGGAACUCAGUCUGUAGACCAGGCUGGCCUCAAACUCAGAAAUCCGCCUGCCUCUGCCUCCCAAGUGUCGGGAUUAAAGGCGUGCGCCACCACUGCCCGGCCAGAUUAGUUUUGACUAUCACAGAAAGUGCACACCUUGUUCCACUUUGAUUGUGUUGCUGUUUUGGGGCCUAGAAGCUGUUAUAUACUUCUGCUUACCCAUUCUUUACUCCUAGUUUUUUUUUUUUUUUUUUUUUGGCUUUGGAAUUAUGGCUGCUUUGUCAACAGAAAGAUAUUUCACAUAUAUGCAUUUCUUUUUCUAGCCCCAGUGUGCUCUUGUUUUUGCCAGGCAUAUUGUUGCCUUCUGUGAAUGCAUAGUUUAUCACACUCCAGGAGUUUGUGAUCGCAUGUUCUCCACUAGCCAAAAUGUCUUAGGGAACCAUUUAUCAGUGACUGAAAGAUUAUAGAAAAGGGAACAGUUCACUUGUUUUGCAAGGUUCUAGACAUUUUCUGGAACCUUACAGUCAUUAAUAUUAGCCUUGCAGUUCUAGUAAAGGAAAGGAAGUUGUAGUUGAGAAAGCAAAUAUGCUUUGCUCAUUCCUCAGGUCUGAAAUCCUUCCUGCCCUUCUGUAAGCUUUCAUGGUUCUGAAUGGGAUCUGUGAAUUGAUCCCUGGGCUUUUAUUCACAUGGCUUCUUUCCCAUUAAGAGUGAGAAGGCUAAGGAGAAUUCAGAUUUUAAAAAAAGUAUUUAAAAAGUAAUCCUGAGCUGGGAGCUUCCUCAGAAUUUUCAAGUUUUCCAUUUCCUAAUUCCCAGGUAUCUAUCAGACAGAUCUUUGGAAAAAUAUUAAAGGAACAAACAAGUU
Grammomys surdaster is the source of this 3273-nucleotide messenger RNA. It is a transcript of the gene Ikbkg, whose product is annotated as inhibitor of nuclear factor kappa B kinase regulatory subunit gamma. Gene Ontology annotation, biological process: positive regulation of canonical NF-kappaB signal transduction. The transcript has 11 exons. Gene Ontology annotation, cellular component: IkappaB kinase complex; cytoplasm; nucleus. The record is from RefSeq and is a predicted model, not a curated record. Gene Ontology annotation, molecular function: K63-linked polyubiquitin modification-dependent protein binding. Lineage: Eukaryota; Metazoa; Chordata; Mammalia; Rodentia; Muridae. The coding region runs from base 217 to 1455 and encodes 412 amino acids.